This is a messenger RNA of Colletotrichum graminicola M1.001, 1107 nucleotides long. RefSeq lists its product as uncharacterized. The transcript is spliced from 5 exons. The record is from RefSeq and is a predicted model, not a curated record. The coding region runs from base 1 to 1107 and encodes 368 amino acids. NCBI's taxonomy places the organism in Eukaryota, Fungi, Ascomycota, Sordariomycetes, Glomerellales, Glomerellaceae.
AUGGAGUGGCCGUGCUCCGUUUCCAUUCAUCGGGGCCGUGAUAUGGCGGCACGACCUCCUACGAUGUCUGCGGCAGGCGAAAAAGUCGUGAUGUUCCCGCUUGAGAGGCAGUCUCAGGUCUCAGUGGUGGCGGUCUCCAUCGCCUUCAUCAUCAUACCGACUGUCAUGGUCACUCUGCGCCUCAUCUCAAGGCGCAUAGCGAAUCGGGCUAUGGAUGGGAGCGACUGGUGUAUCAUCGCAGCAUGUGUCUUCUCCAACGCUCUCCAAGCCGUCUCGAUUGUCAGCGUGGUGCAAUGCGGCGUUGGUUUAAGCAACGCCGACGUCGUCCCCAAGUACGGCUCCGGGCCGAUCAUCAAAUUUCUCAAGGUCCUUCUCGCCCAGCAGAUUCUUUGGGCGAUUAGUCUCAGUCUCUGCAAGAUCGCCAUCCUUCUCCUCUAUUCCAAGAUCUUCAGCACACAUGCGAUGGCCAUGGCGGCAAGGAUCAUGGUUGGCUUCACCGCUGUAUGGACCGUGGUCACCAUUCUCGUGGCGAUCUUAAUCUGCCGCCCUCUAUCAGACAACUGGCUGCUUGACAUCAUGAACCGCAACUGCGGAAACCAGCCGGCGGCUGACGGGACAAUGGGGGUCUUGAACAUGAUUACCGAUAUCAUUGUUCUCAUCAUGCCCAUUUCACACCUGUGGAAGCUGCGCCUUGAGACGUACAAAAAAGUCGCUCUCAUCGUGACGUUUUCUCUGGGGGUCUUUACAUGCGUCGUAUCAGCUUUGCGACUGUACUACCUUGCCAACCUUGAGUACUACGACAUCAUACUCAACAUCCCCAGCGCCCUCAUCUUCAGUGCCCUUGAGCCUGGCGUCGGCAUCACACUGGCCUGCAUUCCGUUUCUUCGGCCUUUGUUGGGCCGGUCCGCGUACUCGGCCAAGGGCACUGCGAACUACUGCAGCUCCAAUGGACAUACUGCGAGACUGGGCUUGGGCGACCGAGAAACGAACGGAUUCGUUAUCGUCAGUAGCAGCUCGUCUCAAUACCCGCUCCAGGAGUACGAUCAAAAAAGCCAAAUGCCGGAGAUCCCUGGCAAUCUUUCGUACAGCAGGGGUAGUAGCGCUUAA